Messenger RNA from Pimephales promelas (fathead minnow), 1144 nucleotides. RefSeq names its product N-acyl-aromatic-L-amino acid amidohydrolase (carboxylate-forming) B. The record is from RefSeq and is a predicted model, not a curated record. Lineage: Eukaryota; Metazoa; Chordata; Actinopteri; Cypriniformes; Leuciscidae. Gene Ontology annotation, cellular component: cytosol. Gene Ontology annotation, molecular function: aminoacylase activity; hydrolase activity, acting on ester bonds.
CAGUGUGUUUCAUUGUGUUUGCUCCCCUGGAGCAAAGCUGCAGGGUCACAGUUCUGAGGUCAACCGUCAGCCAGAAGAGCUGCUAGGAUGGACACACACAACGUGGUCGCUCUGCCGGCGGUGUCGCGUGUGGCGGUGUGCGGCGGUACCCAUGGCAACGAGCUGUCAGGCGUCUACCUGGUGAGAGAGAGGCUGAAGAGGAGGGAGGAUGGCACAGAGGCGGUCUCCGUGGUAACGCUGAUGUCGAACCCGCGCGCGGUACAGCUGUGUGUGCGCUACGUGGAGACGGACCUGAACCGAUGCUUCACGCGGGCUGCGCUCAGCGCACCCGUCUCCGAGGACUCGCCGUACGAGAUGAUCCGCUCUCGGGAGCUCGACGCGCUCCUGGGUCCUAAAGGCAGCGGUCAGGCGGUGGAUCUGCUGUGUGAUCUGCACAACACCACUGCCAACACAGGGCUGUGUCUCAUCACACACUCCGACUGCGACUGGAUCGGCCUGCACAUCUGCAAACACCUGCAGAGAGAAAUGGCCGCCGUUCCCGUUCGAUACGUUCACUUUGACCUUCCCCCCGACGAGGCGUAUUCUCUGGACUCAGUGGGGAAACACGGCUUUGCGCUGGAGGUCGGCCCGCAGCCGCACGGCCUCGUCCGGUCCGGGGUCUUCAGCGCCAUGCGGGACGGAGUUCAGCUCAUGCUGGACUGGAUCUGCCAGUUCAACUCCGGGACCCUGUUUGAAGCAGGAUCUGUUGAUGUUUUCACGAUGGUGAGGAAUAUUGAUUAUCCACGAGACCCUCAGACACACAUGAUCACGGCCGCGGUGCAUCCCGACCUGCAGGACAGGGACUUCUGUCUCCUCCGCCCGGGAGAUCCCCUGUUCCUGACCUUCUCCGGAGAAACGCUGCGCUACAGAGGGAGAGAAGCGCUCUACCCGUUCUUCGUUAACGAGGCUGCGUACUACGAGAAGGGUGUGGCUCUCUCCCUCGCCCGGAGGAGAAGAGUGGAGAUUCCCUCCGUCCGCUCACACACACACACAUGAUGAACAGAUGACAGACAACAUCAGCAUUAGUUUCAUGAGUUUAUCAAUGCAUGUGAUAGUCAACCUUAAUAUGUUCAGAAAAACAAACAUUUUCAACAUAUAUGGUGCA